Messenger RNA from Chaetomium globosum CBS 148.51, 1557 nucleotides. RefSeq lists its product as uncharacterized. Bases 1 to 1557 code for a protein of 518 amino acids. The transcript is spliced from 2 exons. Lineage: Eukaryota; Fungi; Ascomycota; Sordariomycetes; Sordariales; Chaetomiaceae. The record is from RefSeq and is a predicted model, not a curated record.
AUGCAUCAUGACCAGUUGUUCCCGCGAUGCUGCCCCAUGCAAACGCCGGACCGGUUUGGGAGGUUUCAACGGCUCCCCCCUGAGAUCCGGAACAUGAUCUGGGAGCUCGCGUUGCCGGAGCCAAGGGUGUACGAGGUCUUGGAUGCGCCCAAUGCGAAGCAGAAAACACCAGCUCAAGAAGGGCUCAUGUUUGCGAACAUGCACCCCGGAACCUCCGCCAGCGCUCGCAGCCGCAAGACGACCAAAUUCGUCGACAUUUCGCGGGACAUCCUGCUUUUGGAGCCGUACCUACUCGUCAAGCGGCUACACCGGGCAUUGCACUUUAUGAGCCAGAUCCCACUGGUACGCGAAAACGCCACCCGCCUCGCGCUCGGGACGUCAUACGGCAUCUACCCGGGCAUCUUCCACCCUGUUCUGGGCCGGAAGGUGUCCAAGAACAACAUGGGAAAGCUGCUGGCGAGCCUUGCCAAGUUCCCGCGACUUCGGACGCUCAUUUUCGUGGUCCACCAAGAAUUCCAGUUCGAAUUUGAUUUUCGGUUUCCGGGGACGUUGACACCGAUGCCCUUAGCUCCGAUGGCUGGGUCAAUCCAUGCCGGGCUUGGGCCUUUAUGCAGACCUACGCUAGAACCCAUCGUCCACCCUUCACCGACCGUUAGCAGUGGCCCCCCCUUGUCCAACUGCCCUCCCAAAUGCCCGAUCCCGGCAACCCUAACGACAAUACGAAAUGGGCUACCCUCUCCUGCGAACAGCGCAACAACCUCCCCCGUACCACCGCCUUACCUGCCAUUCUCAUCAUUCUCAGCUCCCUCACAACAACAAUCACCGCCGCCGCCACCGCCACUACCUUUGCAGAUACAACCGCCGCAUAUACAACAACAGCAACACUACCAUCAACAACCGCACGCCACCCCCAUCGCGACUACAACCGCAGCCUCAACCUCGGCCCUUGCCCCGGCGCCGCGACCACAGCAACAGCAGGUACACCAGGCGUACCGGUUUAAGUUCGAUAUCGAGGCUAACAUCAACUCGCCGCCGCGCCGGCCCCACUCCAACGAGUUUCUCUACUACCCGUUGCCCGACACGCGGGCGCAGGAGCGUGACGAGUUUGACGAGUAUGAAUGUUAUGUUAACGGGGGACGGGGGACGUCUUCUGCGGAGCCGGGAUUGGGGUUAGGGGGUAGGUGGGAGCGCUCAACUGUUGCGAACGUAGGCGUUGCGAGUGGAGACGCUAGCGAUGGGGAGGAUGAGGGCGAGUGGUGCGAUCCGUGGCCGACAAAUGAUGACUGGCGGCGGUUUAGACGGCGCUGGGUCAGGGGCAUGGUGGCGGCUUGUUUGCCGGCUGCGGGUGCUGGGGAAGGGGGUUGGGAUGGGCGUGCUGGGGAGGAGGGGGGUAUGGUUCGGAGUGCGGCUGGGAGGAUAUGUGUUGGUGCUGGGGGGUGGAGUGGAAAAGGGCCUGCGGGUAAAGGGGGCGAGGAGAGGAUUUGUUUGCCCAAGUGGAAGCUGGAAGGGGCGAGCUUGCUUUGGAGGUACACGCGGGGUGUUGGGGGCGUUCAGUAG